Trichomonas vaginalis G3 is the source of this 1317-nucleotide messenger RNA. RefSeq names its product armadillo (ARM) repeat-containing protein family. NCBI's taxonomy places the organism in Eukaryota, Parabasalia, Trichomonadida, Trichomonadidae. The record is from RefSeq and is a predicted model, not a curated record. The transcript has a single exon. The coding region runs from base 1 to 1317 and encodes 438 amino acids.
AUGAGGAGGCAGAAGGAAAUUAAAUCUGAUUUAGAGCGUAGUCAACCUUCUCCAGAAGUUUCUCCUUCAGAACCAUGUUUGAAAGAUAUUUUCUCAGAUGAACCAGAAAUUAUUCACAGAGGCAUACUAGGACUAUCAUAUCAAGUCAAAACAAACACACUUGUACCUUCUUCUCUUGGUCAUCCUGUAUUCAAAAGGCUAAAAGAAAUAAUUGAGACGAAUAACGAUUCAAUUCUCCUAUUUCAAGUUUAUGCACUUAUUUCCGAAAUGACAAAGAACAAAAUUUACGUUCACAUGUUUUACAAAGCCUUUCUUUAUGAGCCUGUAAUUGAAAAUCUAAAUAAGAACCCGUUUCUUGUUCCUUUACAACUAUCUCUAUCAAUAUUAUCAUCCAUGUAUAUGUGGAUCAAGUUUUCAGCCAAAAAUCUUAGGGAAAAAUUCCAUUAUUUUGAUCUUUUAAUUUGGUUAGCGAAUCAUGAGCAAAUUUCAUCCCAAGACCUCGAAUUUAUUAUCGAAGACAUUCUAGUCGCUUCAGCCCGCUUUACUAUUGACUCAGAAGGCUUAAAUAUUGAUGAUAUUCAACCAUAUUUCGAUAUCUUCAAUAAUUUGUCGAACAAUGAAAGGGCAUUUGUUUUUGCUAACAUAGCCGCCCUUGAUUUGUUCAACAAACUUAAGGAACCAUCAGAAAUUGACAUUACAAUUUUUUCUGACCGUAUUAUCCCAAUAAUGAACGACCUUGAUGAGGACAAACUCGAAAUACUUGCUAUUACGAUGCUCGCCAUCUCAUCAACUAGCGAUGAUCAGUGCAUUCACCUUGUUCAACAGCAUUUCUUCGAAUCAGCAACGAUGACGAUCAGAAAACCCGUCAAAAACAGUACCCUUUGUAAGAUCAUGGUCGCUGUACAGAACGUUGCCACUGUAAAAAUGCUCGCAGAACUUUUUAUUCAAUCUCCACUUUCGGAAGCGAUCAAAGGCAUCAUAGAAGAGUCGAACAUUGAUGUAAGGAAGGAAAUAAUAUAUCUCUACGCAUUACUUUGCGCUACUCAUCAAAUGGAUUCAUAUGUUCGUGAUAUUCCGAAUAUUUUGACGAUAACUUUUGAUUUAAUCGAGACAUUUGAUGAAAACCUGUCUGAAGAACAACAGAAAUAUAUUUAUUCCGCUCUUUAUUGCGCUGAUGUCGUAAUUAAGUACAAAAUCGCUUCAAAUGAUGAUGAUUUUGAGGGUGUCGACUUCUCUAUCUUAGAUGAAAUAGGAACGAAUGCAAGCGAACAGAUUUCUGUGCUUGCAAACCAAAUUCUCAAAAUUAUUCCAAAAUAA